Molecule: messenger RNA, 1220 nt
Organism: Cyprinus carpio (common carp)
Lineage: Eukaryota; Metazoa; Chordata; Actinopteri; Cypriniformes; Cyprinidae
Product: putative cyclin-dependent serine/threonine-protein kinase DDB_G0272797/DDB_G0274007
Exons: 4
Coding region: 27-1103 (358 amino acids)
Source: RefSeq, a predicted model, not a curated record
ACACUGUCUAAAGUGUACUCUACAAAAUGUGUGUGUGUGUGUGUAUGUGUGUAGUUUUCAAAAUGUCUCGAAGGAAGUUCAAGCCUUGCCCCUCCUGCCAAGCACUUAACCAGGUGAGCCUCAAAACCUGCAGCUCUUGUUUUGCAGCCAUCACCCAAAAAAAUAAAGUAGCAGCCAAAAAAGUGACCCUGGACAGGAAGUGGGGGGAAAGGGUCCUAAUAAAUAGAAAUGCUGGAAGAGUGGUGGACUCUGCCCAUAUUGCAGUGAAAAAACUAAGUGCAUUGGGGUAUGUCCCAAUUCUAUUUUUCGCCAAGAAAGAUAAGGCCUCUGGAAAGUGGGUGGCUGAUGUUGUGACCCAUCUGACACCCACUGAGGAUAACCUAAAAAUUGUGGCCACCAUGAGAAAGGCCUACAAUUUUUUAUUGAUCAAAGAAGGGAACUCCACAACGACAUUGCCAGAGCCCCAGCAUCAGACUCAACCCGAGCCCCAGGAUCAGGCUCAACCCGAGCCCCAGCAUCAGGCCCAGCCCGAGCCCCAGCAUCAGGCCCAGCUCAAGCACCAGCAUCAGGCCCAGCAUCAGGCUCACAAGCACCAGCAUCAGGCCCAGCAUCAGGCUCAGCCCAAGCCCCAGCAUCAGGCCCAGCCCCAGCAUCAGGUCCAGCCCAAGCCCCAGCAUCAGGUCCAGCCCAAGCACCAGCAUCAGGCUCAGCCCAAGCCCCAGCAUCAGGUCCAGCCCAAGCACCAGCAUCAGGCUCAGCCCAAGCCCCAGCAUCAGGUCCAGCCCAAGCACCAGCAUCAGGCUCAGCCCGAGCCCCAGCAUCAGGUCCAGCCCGAGCCCCAGCAUCAGGUCCAGCCCAAGCACCAGCAUCAGGCUCAGCCCGAGCCCCAGCAUCAGGUCCAGCCCAAGCACCAGCAUCAGGCUCAGCCCGAGCCCCAGCAUCAGGUCCAGCCCAAGCACCAGCAUCAGGCUCAGCCCGAGCCACAGCCUCAGUUCUUGGCCCUGGCUGAGUCCCAGUCUCAGGCCCAGGAAAAUGAGACCUUUUAUCUUUUAGAUUUAUACCCUGUCUCUCCCCCACCCCCAACAAAAAAAAAGAAAGUGUAAGUGAACUGUGGUCUUCAGUAGUAGCUCCUCACUGCAGAACACAAGAUCCAAGGGGCGUGGUUGGAUCCACAUCUAGGGGGUGGAGUUUGAUAGGUUUAGGGGUGGAGCUCUGGCAGA